Exophiala spinifera is the source of this 561-nucleotide messenger RNA. RefSeq lists its product as uncharacterized. The record is from RefSeq and is a predicted model, not a curated record. The transcript has 2 exons. Lineage: Eukaryota; Fungi; Ascomycota; Eurotiomycetes; Chaetothyriales; Herpotrichiellaceae. Bases 1 to 561 code for a protein of 186 amino acids.
AUGUCUACCAACCCCAACGUCGUCAGCCCGCAGACCGCCCACAAACUUGCUAUCAACAACCUCCUCCACGUAUUCUCCGAGCGCGAUGCUUCGAAACGGCUCGAAGCUGUGAAAGCUACGUACACCCUGGACGUGCAUUUAAGUGAGCCCGACGGCAUUCUGGUAGGCCACGAGGCCGUGAGCGAGAAAGCAGGCGACGUACUUGAUAAGCAACCUGGGUGGAGAUUCACUCCCAAGGGGAAGGUCAAGCAGAAUGGCGAGAUGAUCUACUUGGCUUGGGAAUUUGGACCUGCGGUCGAGGGCAAGGAGUUAGGUGAGGUAGGCUCCGUGAAGGUUAUGGCUACUGGGGCAGAUGUGAUUCUUACGGCGGGAGGUUUGAUUAGUAGGUUGUGGGUUGUGAUUGAUGGGCUUUCUGAUGUUUCAAUGCCGCAGGUCGCACACGAAGCUGUGACGACAGUAUACACGAACCAGAGAGAUCAGCCGAGGCAAGAAAUCACAAGGCUACAACGGGCAGCACGCGAGGCUGAGAAUCUGGGCCUAGAACAGGAUAGACUAGUAUAG